AUGAGCACUGGAAAAGUAUUCCAAUGCGACUCUGUCAAAACAAAUCGACUUCAGCGAAAGAAUGGGGGUUCGGCGGAGGCUCCUCCACACAUCAAGGCUUACGAUGCUGCGUUGACGGAUGUCAUCGAAAAAUGGGCAGCCCUAUCAGACGAGCUGGGAGGUGACGUCAAGAUCAUGCGAGAGAAAGUCACUAAUGUGUUCAAUCUACUGAAACUGUUUCUGUGGACAGCUGCUGGCCAAGCCGAGCCAUCGGCUGAUGAGGUUCAGAAACUGUUCUCGCCUAUCUUUAAUCUUCUUUCGGAAAUAAACAGCUUCAAGGAUUCUCGAAGGCAAGCUCCACAAUUCAACCACUUAUCUGCGGUCGCGGAGGGAAUUCCUGCCGUUGGAUGGGUUUUUGUAAAAAAAACUCCUGCUCCUUAUGUCAAAGAGAUGCUCGACUCUUCUAUGUUCUAUAUCAACCGCGUUCUGAAAGAGUUUAAGGUAACACAAUUCACAUUUUUCGAUGUCAUGUCAUUGUACGUCGCAGUAGCUUACACGUGUAGCCGUGAAUACAAAAGCGAUGGCGAUCGAAAGAAUGUAGAAUGGGCCUGGUCAUGGAAAAGCCUCCUGGAGGCUAUGCAAACAUUCGUUCGGCAGGUUCACACCACUGGUCUCGUUUGGAAUAGUGCACCUGGUUACUCACCGCCGAGUAGCAGUCGCAUGACAGUGAAUCGCAGUGCUGCUGGGAACCCAGCACCGCCUCCUCCACCACCACCUCCUCCUUCGUUGUUCGCUGCUCCUACAACGGUCGACGCUGACAAGGGUGGUAGAGAUGCCCUCUUCGCUGAGAUCAACAAGGGUGAAGCUAUCACGGCAGGACUUAGAAGGGUCACCGCCGAUAUGCAGACCCAUAAAAAUCCUGCCUUACGUGAGCAUGUUAGUAUUCUUGUUUCUUAUUCGCUUAGUCGCGUUUGGAAUUGCAUUGCACUUCGCACUGUAGUUCUUCCUUCAUGUAGCCACAUGUAA
This is a messenger RNA of Cooperia oncophora, 1005 nucleotides long. Lineage: Eukaryota; Metazoa; Nematoda; Chromadorea; Rhabditida; Trichostrongylidae. The record is from the annotation of a GenBank genome assembly.